Molecule: messenger RNA, 343 nt
Organism: Mus pahari (shrew mouse)
Lineage: Eukaryota; Metazoa; Chordata; Mammalia; Rodentia; Muridae
Product: mucin-like protein 2
Exons: 3
Source: RefSeq, a predicted model, not a curated record
AUGAAGUUCCUGGCACUCCUUGUGUUGCUUGGAGUUUCCACUAUCCUAGUCUCUUGUCAGGACACGGAAACUGACAGUGCUGACACUUCUGACACUGCUGAUUCUACUGGUAGAAACACUGGUUCUGAAACUCAGGCAGAUAGUACUGGUGAAAAGCAAGAUGGUGAUUCCUCUGGUUCAGUCAAUGAACAAAAUGAGAGCACUGAUACCAACACUGCUAAUGAGGCCUCUGAGGAAGACAACAAGGAAGAGACAGAGGAUGAUAACAGUAGCGGGGAUGAUGCCUCCAAUCAGAAAGAAGGGGAAGAUGAUGAAGAUAUUGAUAAUCAACAUUACAGAGCCU